CUACGGAAUUUUUAUAUCAACAAGAUGAUCUGCUCAGUCAAGCAUUCACCCGCUGCCCUUGGUGUUCCCGAUCUCUUACGGCUCCGGCCCAAAGCAUCAGGGCUGCGUCCGCAAUCCUGUUCACUUCCCUCUAUGUCAGCCCCAAAAGGCUCCAACUUCGGCCUCUGUGCUCGGAAACCCCUUUAUAUUUCAUCUAUUGAAGCUUUUGGAUCUUCAGAGAGUGCAAAACCACGGAAGCCUAUUAUCGAGUGCAAAGCCUAUGAAGCUGAUCAAUCACAACCGAUCGAACUAUCUGACCAGCAAGUAAAAGCAGCCGCAGCUCAGAAGCUGAAAAUAAGUAUCUAUUUUGCAACUUGGUGGGCUUUGAACGUUGUCUUCAACAUAUACAACAAGAAGGUUCUCAACGCGUACCCCUACCCAUGGCUCACCUCCACUCUGUCUCUCGCUGCGGGAUCGCUCAUUAUGUUGGUCUCCUGGGCUUUUCGGAUUGUUGAAGCCCCGAAAACUGACUUGGAAUUCUGGAAAACUCUCUUUCCGGUUGCGGUAGCACAUACCAUCGGACAUGUUGCUGCGACUGUGAGCAUGUCGAAGGUUGCGGUUUCGUUCACUCACAUCAUCAAGAGUGGUGAACCUGCUUUCAGCGUCUUGGUCUCGAGAUUUAUCUUAGGUGAAACUUUUCCAGUGCCGGUAUAUCUGUCGCUUGUGCCAAUUAUCGGCGGUUGUGCUCUUGCUGCUGUCACAGAGCUUAACUUCAACAUGAUUGGGUUUAUGGGGGCUAUGAUAUCAAAUCUGGCGUUUGUGUUCCGGAACAUAUUCUCAAAGAGAGGGAUGAAGGGAAAGUCUGUCAGUGGCAUGAAUUACUAUGCUUGUUUGUCUAUAAUGUCUCUGCUGAUUCUCACCCCCUUCGCUAUUGCGGUGGAGGGUCCACAAUUUUGGGUAGCUGGCUGGGAGAAAGCGAUCUCUCAGAUUGGACCCAAUUUCAUAUGGUGGGUGGCGGCACAGAGUGUGUUUUAUCACUUGUAUAAUCAGGUUUCAUACAUGUCCCUGGAUGAGAUCUCACCUUUGACGUUUAGCAUUGGAAACACCAUGAAGAGGAUUUCUGUCAUUGUCUCGUCCAUCAUCAUCUUCCGCACACCUGUCCAACCAGUCAAUGCCCUUGGAGCUGCCAUCGCAGUCCUUGGAACCUUCCUUUAUUCUCAGGCUAAACAGUAAGAAAUAGGAGCAAGGAACUUAGCCUUAUCUUUCUUGUAUCAGCAUGAAGGGAAAAGAUGGUUGGAGAGAUUGACUAAAGCUGUUGAUAGUACUCAUUUCAUGGCCCAAGAAUAUUGGGUUUUUGGUCUUACGGAGUUUCCUCUUGUUGAUAGGAAUAAGAAAGAUUAUCAGUAAUAGUAUUACCAUACAGCUGGAUAUAUAGGUGUUUUGGUGAUUCAUUUACAUUGAAAUUAUCUGUAUCUUUUUUUCAAUUCUUGGGGAUUGAAAAUAAUGUCUCUAUGAACAUAUAACCCAUUGGUAUGAUAUUGAUAGGUUCCUUUGUUUCCACU
Telopea speciosissima is the source of this 1541-nucleotide messenger RNA. RefSeq names its product glucose-6-phosphate/phosphate translocator 1, chloroplastic-like. Gene Ontology annotation, biological process: transmembrane transport. The record is from RefSeq and is a predicted model, not a curated record. Gene Ontology annotation, molecular function: triose-phosphate transmembrane transporter activity; antiporter activity; phosphoglycerate transmembrane transporter activity. The transcript has 5 exons. Gene Ontology annotation, cellular component: Golgi apparatus; membrane. NCBI's taxonomy places the organism in Eukaryota, Viridiplantae, Streptophyta, Magnoliopsida, Proteales, Proteaceae. The coding region runs from base 25 to 1212 and encodes 395 amino acids.